This is a messenger RNA of Fusarium keratoplasticum, 1809 nucleotides long. RefSeq lists its product as uncharacterized. Bases 1 to 1809 code for a protein of 602 amino acids. Lineage: Eukaryota; Fungi; Ascomycota; Sordariomycetes; Hypocreales; Nectriaceae. The transcript has 9 exons. The record is from RefSeq and is a predicted model, not a curated record.
AUGGAUGAAAAGGUAGCUGCCGAGGCAGAGCCUCUGCUUCGAGAACGUCCUAAACGACGACGAGUGUCAAUAUUUGCUCCAGUCCUUGCUCUUUUGGCCGGUGCUGCGUUGAUCGCCUUCUUCGAACGCCGUCCUGAGUCGAGACUGGAUAAGAUUGACCAUGAGUCUGAGCCGGAGCCAUGGAGCUGGAACGACCUGGAGCCCAGCCAAGACCUCAAGUGGGAGACAUGUUAUACCAAAUUUGAGUGUGCCAGACUUGAUGUUCCUAUGGAUUGGCUCGAGCCUUCAGACAAGAAGCGUGUCGUAGUUGGUGUCAUCAAGUUACCGGCAAAGUCCAAAGACAACCCUGUUUCUCCAGUCUUUGUCAACCCCGGUGGCCCUGGCGGCUCUGGAGUGAGCUUCCUCAAGAAGUCUGGUCCUCUCCUGCAGAAGAUUGUAGGCGAUAACCAUGACAUUAUCAGCUUCGACCCUCGAGGAGUCGGCGUCUCUACACCUCGCGUAGAAUGCUGGGGUUCAGCCCAAAGGCGCAACCUCUGGACUCUUCAGGAAACCCCCAUCGUCGACGAGCGCCCAGGCCUCAUCUACGAUGCCUACGCCCGUGCUUCGGCCUACUCUGGCGCCUGCGAGAUCGCCAUGGAGGAGACGGGCAUCAAUGCCCACCUCGGCACCGCAUCCAUUGCGAGGGACAUGCUCGAGAUCCUCGACAAGACGGGCCAUGAGAAGCUCCGAUAUUGGGGAUUCAGCUAUGGUACUAUUCUUGGAGGUGUUUUUGCUGGGCUGUUUCCUGAGCGUGUUGAAAGACUAGUCAGCGAUGGGAACGUCGACUAUCACGACUGGUUCAACCUGGACCACGGCAGAUUCAUGUCCGAUGCCGACGCAAUCUUUGACGCCUUCGACAAGGCCUGCCACAAGGUCGGCCCCGAAGCAUGCGCCUUCUACGCCGAAACGCCAGAGGCCGUUCAGCAACGCCGGAUCAACCUCCUUGAACGUCUCAAGGCCUCUCCCGUUCUCAUCCCAGCGUGGUCUCACCCUUCGGGACCUGACCUGCCGCGGCUGGUCACCUACUCGGAUGUUCAGCGGCUUACCCAGCGAUGCAUCUACUCACCGCUCGUCAAGUUCCCCCAGUUGGCCAAGAUCUAUGCCUCCCUCGAGGGAGGUGACGGAGGGCCCUUUUAUGACAUGUUGAUGGCGAGCGGUGGCGGCGCACUCGAGUCCAGCAAGAUGUGCUCCCUGGGCGAUACUCCUUCCACAAGCCCCCUGGAGACGGCCAUGGAACUGGACGCCUUCCCAACCAUCAUGUGUCUCGAUGCCGCAGCCGUUGAAAAGACACCAGAGGAAUUCGAGGCCUAUCUCGAACGAGUCAAGAGCAUCAGUCGUUGGGCGGGCGCCUUCAAUAUCAAUUUCCAUCUGGCCUGCGUGGGGAGAAAGACGAGGCCCAAGUGGCGCUUCUCAGAGAAGGAUAUCAAGACCGACACUGCUCAUCCUAUCUUGUUCAUCGGAAACAUGGCCGACAACGUGACGCCCCUGCAGAGCGCCUUCAACAACUCGGCCAGGUUCCCCAGCUCAGUCGUCCUCAAGCAAAACUCGUACGGGCACUGCUCGCUCGCCGCACCGUCGACCUGCACCGUCCGUCACAUCCGCAAGUACUUCCAGGACGGCACGCUCCCGGCGGCUGGUUCCGAGUGUGACCCUGACUAUGACCUGUUUGAGAUGCCAGCUAAGGGGGAGGAGGUGACGAGCUUGGAUGAGCUCACGGCGGCAGUUCUAGAGUUGGUGCGUGAGGUUGAUAUUCCCAAGGGUAUCUGGUAG